Ctenopharyngodon idella (grass carp) is the source of this 3168-nucleotide messenger RNA. RefSeq names its product cytokine receptor family member b1 (gene crfb1). The record is from RefSeq and is a predicted model, not a curated record. Bases 789 to 2381 code for a protein of 530 amino acids. The transcript is spliced from 9 exons. NCBI's taxonomy places the organism in Eukaryota, Metazoa, Chordata, Actinopteri, Cypriniformes, Xenocyprididae. Gene Ontology annotation, molecular function: protein binding.
CCUUCAUCUUCAUCAGUUUAUUCAUCUCUGACGCUUCAAAACAUUCAUAAACAUGUAAAAUAAAUCCAUAUGAAUGAGGCUUCUGAAGAGACUCCAUCGUUUUAAAUGAUUAACAGAUUUAAUUUAGGCUUUUAUUCACAUGUAAACAUCUCUAUGAAAGAGAGUGGUGGAUCACAGGACUAGGAUUCAGAAACACUGAAAAAAAAAAAAAAAAAAAAAAUCAGCCUCAUUGAUUCAAUAAGGAAAAUGUCUUGUUUCACUUGAUUGUUACACUACAUGACAUUUUUAGUCAUUCAUUUAAACUUUUCUUGUAAAUGGUAGGAACAUUUUCCUAAUCCAUAUCAUAUACAAAGAGUAUGUUUCUAAGUUGAUGUUUGUGUUUUUAUUUAUUUGUUUGUUUGUUUAUUGUUGACACUCUUGUUUGUCAUUGACCCAUCACAGAAUAUGUGUUUAGUACAGCUGAAGUGUUUCUUUUUUACUCUGAUUUAGAAACAGUUACAUGUUUUACACACCUUUACUGCCCCCUGUUUAAUAUUACGGAGUGUCUAUUUACACUAAGUGAAAGUCUCUUAUUGGCGAAUGCUAUUUACACUAACUCCGCCUACCAAUGUCUGGUUGGGCCACUCAAGUUUUUGUUUUCAGCAUCUUUAGUGGCGCAGCAGUAGUGAUUGAGGCUCGCAGAUCUUGGUUCUAACGCGAUCGACGCGGGUUCGAAUCUGCCUUUUGCCAAGCUCGCGUUUAUUUUCAUGUGAGGUCGCUGCGUUCGUGAAUUAUGAUUGACAGUCAUAAUGACGACAGCAUACGUGGGCCAUCUUUUCCUCAUGUCUCUCUACAUUACAGUGCUCCACACAAUCCCUGCUCCUGCCAACUUCACAAUAGUGUCUCACAACUUCAGGCACAUCUUACAAUGGAGUCCUGGGAUAAAUUCUCCUCCACGGACAGUGUUCAAUUUUAAACAAAGGUGCUGUGAGAGAAAGCCAACAGUGCAGCUGAAUAUCAGAAAUACAACAGUAGAUGUCUCUGAAUUAUUGGAGGACAUCUAUACAUCCUACACUUUUGUUGUUUGGGCAUCGCUUGACAACACAACAUCAUCGAAAGUUAGAAAAAGUAUUACACCAUAUGAAGACACAAUCAUAGGUCCACCCGUUGUAUCUCUGUCUGGCUGUGGAGACUGUCUGAAUAUCACCAUCUCUCUACCUAUUGAGGGACCAAAGAUAACAAAACAAAUUCUUCAGUUUUAUAAUUCUGUGUCCUUCAAUAUAAGUUGGAAGAAAGCUGGACAGAGUGAGGCCAACCAUAUCUCUGUAUCGAGUAAACAGCAUGUCCUGCAGAAUCUUCAGCCUGGUGAUCAGUACUGUGUAAAAGUUCUUCCCCUAGUCACCCCCAAUCCCAACACUCGAUCUUCUGAUUGGCAGUGUGAAUACACUAGUAAAGAGGAGCCCAGAGGAGCGUUAUAUUUAAUGAGUUGGUCACUGGGAGCAGCAGUGUCAGGUUUAUGUGUGCUGGUGUUGGCUUUGAGUCUGUUUUACACUGGGUCUCUAUGUAAGCUGAAGACCCCUUUUCCUAAAUCACUGAGUAACAUCGUUCAAGCCCAGUAUCUGAUUCCUGAACAGACAUUCUGUGAGAGAGUGACAUCAACUGAGGCUCAGUUGAUUAGUCCAUCUAAAAAUUAUCCCACCAGAAACAACAACCCACUGAAUGUGGAGGAAGGUUCAGAAAACCAGCAACAUGAGGAAAACUAUGUCAACAAGGCUGACACAGAGGAUGAGGAAGACUAUGAUGAAGAGGAUGAAGGCAACUACAGGGGUUGUGUAAUUGGUAACAGUGGUUCGGAAACUAAUAAAAGCAAAGAGAAGGCUGUAGUUUCAACUUUGCCUCUCCAUAACAGUUCUGGGAUCUACCAUGCAAAGAAAGCAGCCAUGGAAGAAAUACAUCAUGAUGAACUUGAGUGUAAAAAGGAAUUCAUGUCAGAAGUGUUUGAAGAAAGAAAUAGACAUAUUGAAGUCAAAAGUACUCAUUUAGAAUCAAAGGGGAAUGAAGAUGGUUCGGGGAACAUCAACUUGUUUUCAGUCACUUUGAGGGCUCUGGGACCACAGGAUGAUUUGGAUGAGGAAGAGGUGUGUAAACCUCUGCUACCCAAAUCAGUCCUAGAUUUAUCUACAUCUCACAUCUCUGUACAGGAAGAACAGACAGAAGAGUUUCUACUUGAUGCAAAAGAGAUGCACAGACAGCUUUGUGUACCUAUACAGACAGAAAUGACAUCAGAUGUGGAAGAGGAGACAACAUCAGGAUAUAUGGUGACCCAUACAGGAAGCAUGUAUGAACAAAAUAGGACAAUGUCAGAAGAGACAGAUUGUGACACAGACUAUAUAACACGGUAAAGACAAGAAUAUUUAUGUAAAGACUUUCAGAAUUUAAUGAACUUGCCUGGGGGGCUAUCAUAUAAUUAAGCAGAUAAUUAUUACCUUUGCAUAAUUUAGUGAAAGUCAUGGAAAGAUCAGCAUUAAAUGAAGAACAAAGAUGCAACAACAUGUUGGUGAUGACACUGGUAAUAAAUUGCAAGUCAAUGAGCAAGAAAUAAAAGAGUAUAUGAUAUCAUUUUGUGAAGAGAUGUAAAUUUUUUAGAUUCAUAUGUAAAAUAAUCUAUUUUAAGAUGAUAUGCUGGGAAUUUUCUAAAUAAAGCUGUUAUGUAAAAGAGUGUAGUUUUACAAGUUUUUCAGGCAAGAACAUAGUGUUUAAUAUCAAAUCUGGUUUAUUUAUAAAGAUAGAGCCUUUUUGAAAAUUUGCUGAAAAGUUUUCGGAAUUGUGAGGUCGGGCCGAUCACGGAGCACGCAUGUACCCGCCGAGAACAGCCUUAUCUCGGCAAGUCCUUCUGACAUUUGCCGCUGACUCUGAUGUAUCUGUUGUGGAGAUAUAAUUCAUUUUGGAUAUAACAGCCAAUCUUUGGUCUAUUAUUUGUUCCUGGGAAAAUUGUUUUGACUGAGGUCAAAGUUAAGUUUUAUAAUUUUAUAUUUUAUUUAACUGAAAUGUCGUACUAGUGCACUGACUUUGUAGCCUACUUUUGACUGAAUUGUUUGCAAGUAUAUUUUCUAUUGUACAAAUGUCUUAUAUUAUGGCUAUUUUUGUUCAUUAAAUAUUACUGUUCAAUAAAAAUAUUUUGUAUAAAUA